AGCAAAAGAGGAAAAGGUACUCAUCGGGGUAUAUAUAAGGGCAGAGUUCUGUAUUUUCUUCAUUUACGGGAAGUGUUAGAAAUGUAGCCAUCGGGCAGGUUCUACAUUGUAACAAAAACGAUAAAACAACUUUGGGGGAUUUCACGCUAUUUGCAGUUCACAUAACGGAUCGUGUCCUUAUCAUGGAAAAUGCCACACGUGAGGAACAAUCUCAGUGUAACAACCCCAAAUUCCUUGGUAAGGCCGGUUGGGUUAAAAAGGCCCCUUGCAGACUGCUGGCAAGCUAUAAAGACAGCUACAUCCAUGUGGACAAGACUGCUAUCCUGGUUUAUGAAAAUGAGGAACUGAAGAACUGCAUUGAAAGACUUGAUCUACAAAAAUACGAUAAAUGUCAUGAAUUAAAGAGUUUUUUCAUGAGAAAACACAGGCUGAUCCUGAUUCGAUUGCCCAAGUCUGGAAGUAAGAUCCAUAAUAUUAAAUUCCAAGUCCAGACUGCAGAGGAAAAGGAGGCUUGGAUUCAAGCCCUAAGUGACGGGAUCAAUCGAGCAAAGAACAAAGUGUUGGAUGAGGUCAAGAUGGAUGAAAGCAGUAAUUUACUGCAUUUAACUCGAACCAGACCCAAAGGGAACCGUAACCGGCGCCCACCAACCAGGAUUCAUCUGAAAGAGGUAGCAGAGUUGUCAUCUGAAGGCUUGCUACGCUUGGAUUUUGAUCUUUUAGAUGCUGCAGUGGCAAAUGGGACUUAUGGUGCCAAUGUUGAUGACACUGACAUGCCUCGAGAAACUAACAAAUCAUCUGUGCUUCAGUGCGACUCCACUGAGACAGCAGAGAAUUCACAUGCAAAGACCCAGACUGAGUUAAAGGUCCUUAAGCUCCCCAUGGAAAGACAAGAAAAGGCUGCUUGGAAAAAGACAAGUUUACCACCGUCUCCCAAUCCCACAGACAGCUCCUCAAGUGAGCUUGCAGGAAAUUCUGAAUUGAAACGCCACAUCCACCCUCCAAGCCCACCGACCAAAGACACCAAACCCUCCUAUUGUCCUUCCGAACCAAACCAAGAGGCCAAAUGUACACCGGACAGCAAUGAGGACAAGCGACAAGUUCAUAAAAAUGAUAAUGCAAGAGUGCCUCAGAAAAAAUAUGAAACUCUUCCCUGUGUUGGUGAUGAUACAACUACAGUUUCAGAAGACGAAAAGACAAAACAUGCAUCAUCUAAAUUUAACAUCCAACCAGUCAAAGACGAAACAACUGGAUCUCAAGAGGGAGAAGACCACAACUCAUGUCUUAAAAGAUCAGUUCCUUUCACUUCUCUCUGUAGUGAUGUUUUUCUGAAUGACCCCACCACCUACAGCGAAAUGUUUUUUCCAACACCACAAGAAAAGACAAUAAAUGCGGAUGAUGAAUGUUUAGAUAGUUGUCAGCAUUUAAAUGCCAAGAGUGAAGUGUCCGCACGUGAAAACACAUUUACAAUGUCUACAAGUGCAUUGGGCGGGAACGAUACCUGUACAGACAUGCCGAACACUCGUAGCUGUGGUAAUUUAAUGCCAAUGCCGCCAAUAGUCACAGCUACAACUAAUGUUGGCUCAAAUGGCUCAAUGUGUCGGCACUCUGAGGCCAUGCCUCUGCCAACCAAAAUCAGAUCUGUCUCCUUUGGAGAUCUGCUGUCUGACUCAUCAAUUAUUAUUUCGUUGCAGUGCCAUUCAGAGGCUAUUAUGAGGAAUGAGGUGUUAAGUGUUGACUUGAUCACACUUGAAAACGAGUUAACUCUGGAAAUGGACAAGACAAACAAGCUCAUGAACAGAGUGUGCUAUUCCAAUAUGGGAAGAGAUGAAGAAUGUACUCCAGGAGACCUGCUGACAAAGGCAAUGGAGAAAUUAAAGAAGGCUGAUUAUGUACUCAAAGAGGUCAAGAAAUUGAAACAUACAAAGAGUCUGAGAAAAAGAAACAGCUGGUGAAUGUCAGUCAAACAACUGACAGAAUUUAAACCAUCCCACCAUUCAUUCUCAUUUCUCAUCUCAUUUAAUUCUCAGGGUAUUCAAUCGAUUGCAACUGGACUGUUCAUCCGAGCAGGCUUCAUGAGUUCAUGCAACAUGAACUGCUCGGAUGAGAGGUGAAACGUCUUCUCAGACAAACAGAACAGUCCAGUCGCAAUCAAUGCAAUGCCCUGAGAAUUACCGUAUAUCUUUUCAUGGGACAACACUGAAGAAAUGACACUUUGCUAAAAUGUAGUCGUUGUACAGUUUCUAUAACAUUGUAAAAUGUACUGUCCCCUAAAAAUAACUCAACACUCUGUCACGAAUAUUUGGUGUCAGUCCUCCCAGUUAACAUGGAUAUUUGACUUCAAAAGCCAUCAAUGGCAGUGAAUGAGUUUUAAUGUCUAAACCGCAGGCAACAAAAGGGAGUAAACCCCUAAGUGAAAAUGAAAAGAGAUUUUACAUGUACAGUACUAGUUAUUUCAGUCGUCUUCCAUGUCCCUUAUGCGUCAGUGAAUUGUGAGAAAGUGAAACUUACAAGGAAAUGGCUCCCCUAUGCCUGGCCAGAAUCUGAACGCAUUUGGUCACUAUCUACACAAAUUACAGGAAUAGGAAGAAGACUCCCUUUGGUGUUUGCACCUCAACUAGUGUGUUGUUUUUCCUGUGCCGUUUUGUGUCUUGCUCCGUUUGGCUGUGUUUUCACCUGCUGUUUCAGUGUCUUGAUCCCUUUAAUGUGGAGUGGUAUAAAUACAUUAUCAAUGCUUGAGAUCUCCUUUUGCCCAGAUAUCUUGCCUCUGCUAUCUGACUUGUUUUCAAAGAUAAUACUGUAAACUGCUCUUUUGUCUUUAGAAUAUGUGGGUAUUCACUGUAUGAGAGUCAGAGAUUUCUUCCAUAGUACUGAUGAGGAAUCCCGUGUGUACCUUGCCCGUUGCUCAAAGUCAGCGGGUGAGACUGAUCACCUGUGACUCCCAGUAGGAUAAGUGGUUAAAAAUGGAUAGAUAAUGUAGGAAUUUAAAAGAGUUUAAUGUAUUAGUUUGAAUUAUUUUAAAAUAAUUAAGUGAUUUUCAAAUUUUGAUAUAUUACAAAAAAGAAAAGUGCCCCACUUAACCUUGUAGUAUGUCAGAUUUGCGCUCUUCGGUUAUGGGCUUUAUGUGGGUGUUAGAUGUGUUCAUUUUGCUUUUGCUUGAAUGAACACCUGGAAGCUGAAUGCUGUAAAUCCGAAUGAUGUAAUUCUAAAUAAAAGAGCUUUAUCAA
Molecule: messenger RNA, 3224 nt
Organism: Phycodurus eques (leafy seadragon)
Lineage: Eukaryota; Metazoa; Chordata; Actinopteri; Syngnathiformes; Syngnathidae
Gene: plekho2
Product: pleckstrin homology domain containing, family O member 2
Exons: 7
Coding region: 183-1952 (589 amino acids)
Biological process (GO): macrophage apoptotic process
Source: RefSeq, a predicted model, not a curated record